AUCUCAGUAGAGAGUAGACACCCGCCGAUGGCAAAACAGUUUGCUGGAAAGCCCAGAGCAGCAAACAAUGGAGCUCCAGAGCUCCCUCCACACCUGAUUUCUCUCCUUUAAAAGUGGAAAUACAGAAGGCACAAUUCUCUUUUUUUCAGCUUCUCAGCUACUUAUCCUCAGUCCUAAUCUCCAUCAGCUUGAUCAUUUAAUCUUAUUUGUUCUUUGCUUAGGGGUUGCAGUUGUUAGUCCGUGGAGGUUUUUGGAGGAGAUGGGUAGGAAUAGUGGUAUAAAUGACGAUGAUAACGAAGAGUUCAGUUGGGAGAGUGAUGACGAUGAGAAGGAAAACCGAGCCGGAAUGCCAGGGGAGGCAUGCGAGGCAGGACCUUCUCAGCCUAGCUUGUAUUCCUAUUUCAUAGCCAUGGGAUUUUCUAAAAACAUGGUUGAAAAGGCAAUCAAGAAAAAUGGAGAAGGAAAUUCAGAAGCCAUUCUAGAAACUCUGCUCACUUAUUCGGCUACUGAAAAUCCUUAUUUAAAAAAUGAGGAUGGUCCGAUUGAUUCAAUAGCUAGUAAUUACGUGGAUGGCCUAGAGGAUGAUUCUUCUGAUACAGAUGACUUUGAUGAUCUAGAGUUCAUAGAGGCUCCCCCAGGGAGAGACAGAAAUUUGUUGACCCUGGUAGAAAUGGGCUUUUCGGCAGAGGAAGCAUCUGCGGCUAGAGACCGAUGUGGACUGGAUGCUUCAGUUUUGGAGCUUGCAGAUUCAAUCCAUGCUGCUCAUAUGGCCAAGGAUUCUCGUGGAAUAGUUUUGGGAUCUCCAAUGAUAAAUAAGGUAAUCGGAAGGUCCAUAAUUUGUUUUUUUCGUUUUUUUUUGUGUUGCCGUCCUAAUUUUCGGCUGUUACUGAUUUAUUCUUCUCAGCCAAACGAAGCCACUUUUUACAGCACCAGCAGGAAGAAGAGGAUACUUAUGGAAGAAAAAUGCAAGCACAAAAGGAACCGUCACCAAGGAAGUCGAAGAAGCGAAUUUUUGAAGAAGGCUGCUUUGGAUGUUGAUAUUCCAAAGCCAAUGAUCGGUUUUAGCCUUCCAUUUCAGAACCGCAUCAAACGUAGAAAUCUCCCGGACUCUGCUCUUGGCCCCCCAUAUUUCUAUUAUGAGAAUGUCGCUCUUGCUCCUAAGGGCGUUUGGGAUACUAUCUCACGCUUCCUGUACAAUAUAGAGCCCGAGUUUGUAGAUUCAAAGUAUUUCUGUGCUGCCAUGAGAAAGAGAGCAUACAUCCACAAUCUCCCCAUUGAGAAUAGAUUUCCACUUCUUCCUCUCCCCAAAAAGACGAUACAGGAAGCAUUGCCCACCACAAAGAAAUGGUGGCCUGAAUGGGAUAACAGAGCCCAGCUUAAUUGCUUGCAGACCUGCACUGCUAGUGCUAAGUUGACUGAGAAGAUCAGAAAGGCUUUGGAUGAUUCCGGUGAUGUACCCUCACUAAGAGUUCAGGAGUACGUUCUUGCUCAAUGUAAGAAGUGGAACCUCGUCUGGGUUGGGCACCACAAAGCUGCACCAUUGGAACCAGAUGAAAUAGAAAUGUUGCUUCGGUUCCCAAAAAAUCAUACUAGAGGUGGAGGCAUUGGCAGGACUGAGAGGUUCAAAUCGUUAGGAAAUUCAUUCCAGAUUGAUACUGUCGCUUACCACCUUUCAGUGCUGAAGAACAUUUUUCCUGAUGGGAUUAAUGUACUCUCUCUCUUUUCCGGCAUUGGCGGAGCUGAAGUGGCUCUCCACAGCUUAGGUAUCCGCCUGAAGGCGGUUGUUUCCGUUGAGAUAUCGGAGGUUAAUAGAAACAUAAUAAGGUGUUGGUGGGAACAGACGAACCAAAAGGGUACUUUGAUAGAAGUUGAUGAUGUUCAGAAGCUAGAUGGUGGUAACCUUGAAGAGUUUAUGCGGAGAAUUGGUGGGUUUGAUCUGGUUAUUGGCGGAAGCCCCUGCAACAACCUUACCGGCAGCAACCGUCACAGCCGGGAUGGCCUUGAAGGUAAAGAUUCUUCUCUCUUUUAUGAUUUCUUUCGUAUCCUCGACCUCGUCAAAUGUAUCAUGGGGAAGAAAUUUUGACCGCAGUGGGAACAAGUUCGUAAUCAUACUAUCCUUUUUCCACCACCACAUAUAUCGUUCAUCCCUGAAAUAAUUUAUCCUGCAUUUCUUCGUUUCGGUUAGAACGACUUGGGAAACUUAACUUAAACUAAACUAACCUAUGUAGGGCUUAUCCAAAAAACCACACGGCCUGUUACAUAUAUUUAGAUUUUGUUUGUUAGGGUAGUACUUCUA
Dendrobium catenatum is the source of this 2296-nucleotide messenger RNA. RefSeq names its product DNA (cytosine-5)-methyltransferase DRM2. The coding region runs from base 260 to 2083 and encodes 607 amino acids. NCBI's taxonomy places the organism in Eukaryota, Viridiplantae, Streptophyta, Magnoliopsida, Asparagales, Orchidaceae. Gene Ontology annotation, cellular component: nucleus. The record is from RefSeq and is a predicted model, not a curated record. The transcript is spliced from 9 exons. Gene Ontology annotation, molecular function: DNA (cytosine-5-)-methyltransferase activity.